AUGCAAGGGGUCAAAGCGACAAGCUCUGACAAAAUCGAUCAAGGAAUUCUGUUAGACCCACACCGUCAGGAAGAUCGGAUUUCGGUCGGCCCAAACCAACACCGACGCUUGACGUUGAAAAAUGAACCUUUGGCUGAGCUGCGGACUGCUUUCAGUUGCAAGGCGCAGCUGUCGUAUGCCGACCGACUUCGCCAAGCUUCCAAGUCAAAUCCAACCCCAAAGCAAGAGCCCGCGCAGACCCCAUCUGGGUUUGCUACUCGUGCUGUGCAACAGAACGCAACCAAGGCUGCUCCUACCUCUGCCUCCACGUCGCUGAGCGCUGCCGCCUCUCAGCCUAGAAGGCUAUCCAAUGCUUCCUUGACGGGUGCUGCCCCUGCCUCCGGCAGCGCGGCGAGAGCAGCCGCGGGUCCGUCAGAGGUCAAGAGUGGUGGUGCUGCUGAGGAUGCUAGCUCUACGACCCAGGCAAGCAGUGGCCCUACAGUCAACGUAUGGGAGACUCGUCGCAAGCAGCUCGCAGAGCGCGAGGCUGAAAAGGAGCGUGAGCGUCGAGCGGGACCUUCACCGCAAAAGCAGGCAGCAUCACCGGCUGCUGCAACACCGAAUGCUGGAAGCGCGAGUCACAAGUCAGGACAGAAUCCUGCAGGGCCCAAGAAGGCCAACGAGCGCCAUUCAAAGGGCUCAUCCACCUCCAGCCAAUCCGACCGAAAGGCUGUCAAAUCGGGAAACCAGGCUUCAAGCCGUGCGCCAAACUCGGCGUCAAUAUCUUCGACCUCGACCAGAGCGACAACGAGUCUGCCGACGGCCCCGGUAUCGAACAGUUCAAGUGCAACCUUACCCAAGUCUCUACCUACCGCAUCCAGAAUUGAGGCUGCUGAAGCACGCCCCGCUGAAGGAGCUCAACCGGCAAACAAAGAAGCUCAGCAUUCUGCUCCCGCUCAGGCAGCGCAGGUGCCAAGCUCGAGCAGCAAGGUGCACACGACAGAGACAGAUGCAAAAUUCAAAGGUACGAAAGAUCCUUCGACGCAGAACCAAGAUGUCGACACUUCUUCCCGCUCGCAAACCGCAGUAGCUCAAGUGUCGCCAUCUGAAGUGCCGUCCGUCGAGACUGGUUCUGUGCCGACUGCAGUCCCGGAAGAAAUUCCAGGAAGCCCUGCUACGGUCGCUUCGGCCAUCGAGGAGGUGCUCAAGAACGGUGGUGCUCAUGGUGCCCAGACCGAAGACGACGAUGCAUGGCUCGCCAGGAUCCAUCUUUUGAACGGCGGUCAAAACAUGCCCAACUUUGGUGGCUUCGGAGCCAACGGCGUACCAGCGCUCAACGAAGAGGCCGAGUCACAAGCUGCCAAGAAGGCAGAACGCGCUGUGGCGGCUGCAUGGGGCGCUGGAAAGAGUGUAUGGAACAAGUCGCAUCAGAGCAGCCAGCAGCCGUCCGCCCCAAACGACAGCAAGGAGACGAAUGUUGCGUCGUCUGCAGGAGCUGACGUCCAGGACGAAGCUGCUGGGACCGCCCGUGACGAUUCCGACGUCAAGGACAAGGAGGCCGACAUCCUUUCAACAAAUGCAGCGGCUUCCAACGGUAUUCCCAGCAAGAGCACCGAGGUACGCGGACAGGAGACUCCCAAGGGGACGACUUCUGGGGAAAAGACAAACGACGCUGAUGCAUCGUCAUCCAAGAGACUGACUAGCCCGAAACCUGGAGCUCCUGCACAACCGCCAAAGUCCGGGAAGCGUGCGGCGAAAUCGAAAGUCGCGGGUUUGCCAUCAUUCGAAGAUGUCAACAAUUGGCCUAGCCCGCUCGACGCCGGCAAGAAGCCUGCAGAUAAAACCAAGGCAGCAGCGGCUGGUUCCGGAGACGCGGACAAAGCGGAACAAAACAAAGCAGGACAGUCCAAGACACCAAAGAGCUUGUAUGAAACGCUCGACGAGUUGCAAGUUAGACUUGCACCCGGCGUCAACCCGCAGCCGUCUGGAAGCGUCGCAGGCGCGAGAAAGGGCAAGCAACAGUGGGUGCCGAUCUUGCCAGAGAUUACGCACACAUCAGCGCCCGCGUCAGGCGGCAAGCCGAACCGGCCCGCGUCCGAUGCUAGGACGCCAAAGGCAGGGCAAAAGCAGCAGCAUUCGCAGCAACAGCAGCAGCGCAAGGAAGGCAAUAGGAGCGGUCAGGCACAACAGUCGUCUCAAACUGGCAAGAAGGAUGGCGGCCAGAAGCAGAAGGUUGCUCGAGGCGAGGGUAGGGCGCUGGCGAGGGAUGGAACGGCGGAUGCUGCGGCAGGCGCGAAAGCGGGAGAGUUGCAGAGUGGCAGUGGCAAGAUCGGUGGCGGGGUCAAAUCGAACGCAGCGUCGCAAGGCCAGGCCGCUUCUGUGCAGCAAACCAACAAAGCGGAGCAGACUCAGGCUAUUGCCAGUGACGAGUCGGAACCUGCUGGCGCCGAGCCGCAGCCAACAGCAUCUUCCGCCACAUCUCCGUCUGCCUUAGAUUCAUCGUCCAAGCAUCCGCAGCCGCAGCAAUCGACACGCACCAACGUCCGUCCACAGCCCAAUGGCACCUCUACGUCGUCGCUGCAGCCACACCCCAAUGGUGCGAGACCUUCCAAGAGCUCCGCAUCUUCUGGUGCUGGUACCCCCGCCACCAACCGCAGUUCUCCGCGCGGAUCGGUGGUUUCCUCGCCGAAAGCGCAUCCUCUCCCGCGGCCUGCGCCACAGCCAACCCAAGACCUCUCAACGCCGUACGCCGCUCCCACGCCGCCCAUGUACUACGGACCCUCCGGGGUCGCUACACCCAUGCUGUCUACCUCACAGCCAGCGCCAUAUCCAUCUUGGCUGCCGUACAACAACGCGCACACCCGACCAUUCUUGUUCGACAGCACGGCGCAGACGGGUGCAUCGCUUCCAUCGGGCGUGCUGGGGCAAUUGUUGGCGCAGAUCGAGUUUUACUUUUCUCAGCGUAAUCUGGAGGGGGAUUUCUUCUUGAGGCAGAAGAUGGAUGAGGAGGGGUGGGUGGAGAUCGGGGUGGUGACGGGGUUCAAGCGCGUGAAGGGGAUUGUAGGGGAGGGGGAUGAGGGGGGGAUGGUGAGGGAUGCGUUGGGGUGGAGCAAGGUGUUGGAUGUGGAUGCGGGGAGGGGGAGGGUGAGGAGGAGGUACGGCUGGGAGUUGUAUACGAUGAAGGCGUCAGGUGGAGGCGAGGAUGCGGCGGACGCAAGGGGGAAAGACGACGAGGAGGACGACGAGGCGUUGGGCGUCGUCAGUGCUUCAGGUUUCGGUGGCAAGCUCGAGGUAUAA
Pseudozyma hubeiensis SY62 is the source of this 3276-nucleotide messenger RNA. RefSeq lists its product as hypothetical. The transcript has 2 exons. The record is from RefSeq and is a predicted model, not a curated record. Bases 1 to 3276 code for a protein of 1091 amino acids. Lineage: Eukaryota; Fungi; Basidiomycota; Ustilaginomycetes; Ustilaginales; Ustilaginaceae.